Molecule: messenger RNA, 1148 nt
Organism: Mandrillus leucophaeus (drill)
Lineage: Eukaryota; Metazoa; Chordata; Mammalia; Primates; Cercopithecidae
Gene: NUDT16L1
Product: nudix (nucleoside diphosphate linked moiety X)-type motif 16-like 1
Exons: 2
Coding region: 29-499 (156 amino acids)
Cellular component (GO): nucleus
Molecular function (GO): snoRNA binding
Source: RefSeq, a predicted model, not a curated record
CAGCGACGGGGACGGGGUCAGUGCCAAGAUGUCGACGGCGGCGGUUCCAGAGCUGAAGCAGAUCAGCCGGGUGGAGGCGAUGCGCCUGGGGCCGGGCUGGAGCCACUCGUGCCACGCCAUGCUGUACGCCGCCAACCCUGGGCAGCUCUUCGGCCGCAUCCCCAUGCGCUUCUCGGUGCUGGUGAGGACGGGAGCGGGCGUGGCUUCCAGGCCCCUCCUGCCGGGGGUGCCAUUGCGUGGCAGGCCUGGCCCCAACCCCUACCUCCUGUCUGCACAGGUGCUGGGCCUCGUGCGGGUCCCGCUGUACACCCAGAAGGACCGAGUCGGAGGCUUCCCCAACUUCCUGAGCAACGCCUUUGUGAGCACGGCUAAGUGCCAGCUCCUCUUUGCCCUCAAGGUGCUCAACAUGAUGCCUGAGGAGAAGCUGGCUGAGGCCCUGGCUGCGGCCACCGAGAAGCAGAAGAAGGCCCUGGAGAAGUUGCUCCCAGCCUCGUCCUGAGGGCUGCCUGGGCUGCUGGCACCCUCCCCUGGGCCGGAAGACUGGGAAUUCCUGCCAAGUGUGGCUUCCAGAGUGUGUGUGUGUACCCCACUUCUGACUGCCUAGGGCAAAGGGGUAUCCUGUCAUCUCCACUGUCCCAAGCAGUCACUAGGUGGUGGCCAGGCCAGCUGGGACCCAGCCCAUCCUCUCAGGCAGAGCAGGGUGGUCUGGGCACGCUGGGCCUGCCUCUCUAGCCUCAGGAUGCUCUUGUUCAUCCCAGGCUCAGACCCUCCUCUGUGUGUGUGUCUCAUCCCGGCUGGUGGAGGCCCACAGGGACUGCGCACAGCUCCAGGGCCACUCGGAAGACGGGAUGUGUGGGUGGAGGAUGCCUCGUCUAGGUCAGCAUUCCUGCCUCCUUCCUGAGCCAGCUCAGAGCCUGGGGGAGAGCCAACUUGGGGUAGGAAGUUAAUACUGUUAAUUUGGGUUGUUGUUGGAUUUACUUUGCUAGAUUUUCUCUUUCACCACGUGUGAACUGUGGGUGAGGUUUCAAAGUAGCUUCACCCCACGUGGCUUGGUUCCCAGGGACAGUCAGGGCCUCGGGGGCCCAGCUAUGUACGACGAAGCUGUCGAAGGAGAAGACAAUAAAGUCACUCCUCAGCUGCUCUGUGUG